Messenger RNA from Peromyscus maniculatus bairdii (prairie deer mouse), 336 nucleotides. NCBI's taxonomy places the organism in Eukaryota, Metazoa, Chordata, Mammalia, Rodentia, Cricetidae. The record is from RefSeq and is a predicted model, not a curated record.
AUGAUCAUUUUGGCUGUUGAUGUAACAGGGCCCCAGACCUUAGCACAACUGACUCCAAGAUGGAAGUGCCAUGCGGGCUACCUCCCUUAUCUGCCUCCCAGGGAUCGCUUACACCUGAGAAGAACUACUGAACAGCACGUACCAGAGGUAGAAGUACAGGUCAAACGUAGAAGGACUGCCUCACUGAGCAACCAAGAGUGUCACCUGUACCUACGACGUUCUCAGCAGCAGCUGCAGCAAGUUCCUGUGGUGGAUUUCCAGGCAGAACUGAGACAGGCGUUCUUAGCUGAGACACCAAGAAGUGGUUAAAGUAGUAUUGAAACAUCAAGGUGGUGG